Molecule: messenger RNA, 1122 nt
Organism: Gastrolobium bilobum
Lineage: Eukaryota; Viridiplantae; Streptophyta; Magnoliopsida; Fabales; Fabaceae
Product: factor of DNA methylation 5-like
Exons: 6
Coding region: 1-1122 (373 amino acids)
Biological process (GO): gene silencing by siRNA-directed DNA methylation
Source: RefSeq, a predicted model, not a curated record
AUGUUGAAUCAUAGUUACAAGGAGGCUCUGAGCAAGCAGAGAGUGACAAUUGUGAGCCUUCAGAAUGAAAUUGCUGACAAGAACCACAAAUUAAUGGAGAUGGAGCAUAAUCACAGUGAGACUCUUGCUUGGGCGCGUAGGCUCAUUGUAGGGCUUACAGAGAAUGUUAAUUCCAAAGAAAGAAGUCUGCUUGAGAUGGAAUGCAAGUACAAUGAGUGUUCGAACAUGAUUCAGAAGUUGAAGAACGAGAGAGAUAUGCUGAAGGAGAGAUGUCACAAAGAAUUACGACAUAUGAAGGUCAUGAACUCUAAUGUGAAUCAUGACGUGGAAUGCAUAAAGAAAGAGCUUGGGCAGCUUGCCAAGCAAUUGGAGGAGAGUAAAGCCCUAAAUGAUCAGCUGCAGAAGAACUUUAUUGAGGAGAUUCAAAAGCUAUAUUUUCUAUUCAAGCUGGCAAAAGAACAUGAAACCAUAUCUGCUAAAGUGUUGAAAAUAGUGAUACAAGAUCAGAGUCAUGUAGAAAAUGGUGGCAAUUUGAACACUCAAAUUAAUGCUUUUAGUAAUCAAUUAAAGGACAAAAUGGAAUACCUGGAGCAUGUGGAAAACCUUUACAAUUCCGUGAUAGUUAAAGAGCACCAGCAUAAACAAGAAUUACUUGAUGCUCGUAAAGAAUCUGUAAAUAGUUUACAAGAUAUAUGCACAGGUCGAUCUCAACUAGGAAUUAAAAGAAUGGGAGAAUUAGAUCCAAAACCUUUUCAAGAUUUGUGCUUGCAAAAGUACUCAUGUGAACAAUGGAAGGAAAUAUCUGCUAUGUUAUGUUCAUCAUGGGAAGAGAAUCUGAAGAAUCCAGCUUGGCAUCCUUUCAAAAUAAUUGAGGUCAAUGGUGUUUUACAGGAAAUAGUAGAUGAAAAUGAUGAGAAAUUGAAAGGACUGAGGAAUGAGUGUGGUGAAGAGGUAUACAAGGCUGUAGCAAAUGCUUUAAUGGAAAUAGAAGAAUACAAUCCAAGUGGAAGGUAUCCAGUCCCUGAAAUUUGGAACUGGAGGGAGGGAAGGAAAGCCACUUUGAAAGAAAUUAUCCAGUAUAUUAUCAGGCAAUUGAAGACUCACAAGCGCAAAAGAAAGUAG